AUGUGCUUAGGUUUGUUCAUAUUGUUUUGUUAUUUCAUUUUUACUAAUGCAACACACUUCAAUGGAGGAACUAUUGGAUGGGCUCCCGUUAAUCCUUAUGAUAAUUCCACUUCAGUUAAAAUUACUAUUACACAAUCUUAUUCAUGGACAUAUCCAUAUAUAAAAUGUGCCAGUAAUGUACCGAUCUCGACUAGUGGAUGGAGUGGUGCCAAUACUAAUCUGACCUGCGUAGUUGAUUGUUCAACUGAUGGUGGUUAUUCUAGUGCACCGAUUAAUAUUCUCACCGAUUGUACAUCAUCUAGUUCAUCAUUGAAAAUGAUGACAAGUGAAAAAUCGAAAAAUGUUACUCUCUCUGCUGGUGCACAUUUUUAUUUAGCUUAUAGAGGAAGUGCUUGGGUAGGAUUAAAUGAUCCCGCUCAACAAGGUCUUGAUUGGUCUAUAAUAACAUACAUUGAUCUUCGAAAACGAUCAGAUGGUUUCAUUAAUACUUCACCUGUUGCCAAAUUUGUUUCUCCACAAUAUGCUAUUGUAAAUAAAACAAUACAAAUAAAUAUUCCUGUUUCGGAUGUCAAUGCUGGUGAUGAUGUACGUUGUCGGUGGUCAACAUAUACAAGUGGAUAUCGAAGACGAAGACGAUCGAACGACGAAGACCGUGUUGAAGAUUUUAUCGAUGGAACAAGUAUAAUACCAAUGAGUUCAGUACCAGUUCAAUUUUUGAUUUAUGUUCAAUCACAACCAGUUUGUUCAACAGAACCUAUAAUUAUUCCUCCAGAUCGUUGUCUAGAAGUACAAGUUGGUAUCUCAAUCAGCUUUAAUCUAUCUGCAAUGAAUUUAUGUAAUCCAAGUGUGGCUACACUAACUGAUAUUCUAGUUUCAAGUGGAAUUACUAGUAUGACUCAUGGUAAUCUCACACAAUCAUCAACAAAUUCAUCGAUCUACUACAUGACAUUCACUUGGACACCACAAACAAAUCAAGUAGGAUCGCAGCAGUUAUGUACAACUGCAUACACAAGGUAA
Messenger RNA from Rotaria sordida, 1017 nucleotides. NCBI's taxonomy places the organism in Eukaryota, Metazoa, Rotifera, Eurotatoria, Philodinida, Philodinidae. The record is from the annotation of a GenBank genome assembly.